GAGAAUGCAGGAGAUGCAGGAGAUGCAGGAGAAGCAAGAGAGAAGGAAGGGGAGAAAGUGAGAUCCUGGUCUAGCUUACAUUAUUCACGGGCGGGGUUUGAUCAAACAGGAUGACAAGGCUGUAAGACAUGCACUCAACUAUGUUGGUAGGGGCCUUGCAUCCCUCACACUCUCACACUCCCCGAAAUAGUGACAUCACCCCUCAUUACCUUCAGCAUGACCUCCCACACACAGCACAUCCCAGACCAUGUCUUAUGGUGGAGAUUUCAAUCGAGGACCUUUCCUCAAUACUCUCAACUGGAUUCUGCAGGCCUGCUCUCUGCUUGCGGUAGCCCUCCGAUUGCUCUCCCAUCGCCUUCGAGACACGCAUGACUGGGGGGUCGAUGAUCUUCUUACUGUCCUGGCCGUCAGUGUUCAUCUAUCACGAUCCAUCCUGUUGUCUAUCGCCAUUAACGGUGGCUUUGGGCGACACUUACCAGAGCUUCUCGAGCAUGAACCGGCGGAGAAGGUGACCCAUCUGCUGCACGAGUUAGUGGCUCUGCAGGCGAUUGGGCUCUGGACCUUUGCCGUGCCCAAACUGCCGGUGGUGGCUCUGCUCGUGCGGCUCUUUGGCCGAGUCACUCGACACGCUGUGGUCUUGUAUAGUUCCGCCCUAGUUCUGAUCGUGCUGGUCACAGUGGUCACCAUCACCACGUUCGCGCAGUGCACCCCCGCGGCUGCCCAGUGGGAUACCUCCGUCCACGGCAAAUGCUGGAAUCGAUCCAUCAAUGUGGACUUGGGCUACCUAGCUGGCUCAUACUCGGUGGUUCUGGACGUGGGCUACGCACUUUAUGCGAUUCUGCAAAUUCGGAUUCUGCAGAUGGAACGCAGUCGGAAGGCCUUGAUUGCUGGGUCGAUGAGUUUUGGAUUUUUAGGCGGGAUUGUGACUAUCUACAAGCUGACCACCAUCCACCAAAUCAACGACACUCAAGACCCCACCUGGGCGACUGUGCCGCUUGAAGUGUGGAACAGUGUUGAAGGCUGCGCCCUCAUCCUCGCCGCCUGCGGUCCUAUGCUCCGGCCCCUGAUUAACGGGCUGUUCCGGAUCUUGUGGACGCCGCUGUCACACCUGGGCAGCGCCAGCAGCUUGUUAGGCACCCGCAAACCCUCGCAGACGACGACCGGCAACCCUUCGACCGGCGCCAGUGGGGCGACGGCCUCGUUGUCCUCGGUCGCCGACGACAACGUCACGCUGCUGCGGCACGGCAGUCAGCAGAAGGCAAACUACUACUCGAUGGAGACGACGCAAGGGAUCCCCCUGACGGAGCGACGGAAGGGUGAUGGAGGGGAUGGCACAGCGCGGGGACGAACGGGGCGGUGGUUCGGGACUGCUCCGGCUCAGAAGUAGAUGGUGUGAGGGGUUAGAGUGUAUCAAAGUGCCUGGGUUAGAUGUGUGCAGUAGUGCACAUGCCGGAGAGGGGCUGGGGAUGUGAUUACUGUGGGCCAGUGUAGGGCAGUACAGUAGCUUA
Aspergillus homomorphus CBS 101889 is the source of this 1508-nucleotide messenger RNA. RefSeq lists its product as uncharacterized. The coding region runs from base 248 to 1387 and encodes 379 amino acids. Lineage: Eukaryota; Fungi; Ascomycota; Eurotiomycetes; Eurotiales; Aspergillaceae. The record is from RefSeq and is a predicted model, not a curated record. The transcript is spliced from 7 exons.